This is a messenger RNA of Rhincodon typus (whale shark), 1068 nucleotides long. RefSeq names its product fibrinogen-like protein 1. The transcript has 6 exons. Bases 1 to 1068 code for a protein of 355 amino acids. Lineage: Eukaryota; Metazoa; Chordata; Chondrichthyes; Orectolobiformes; Rhincodontidae. The record is from RefSeq and is a predicted model, not a curated record.
AUGAAGAGAAAUGUCUUCACCCACGUGGUCGUGGAAAUCUUCAACGGGAGUGUAGCUGAGACAGGAAACCUCGCAACCUUUAAAAUGUACGUAGAUGAGCACUUGAAAUGCAUAACAUUCAAGGCUCUGGGCCUAUUGCAGGAAGGUGGGCUCCAGGAGAAGGGUCAAAAGGAUAUGAAGUUGGAGGCUGAGGUACAGCACGUGAAACAGCGAUCCAGUGAGACCAGCACCUUGUUGCAUAUUCAUGCCUCACUCAUCUAUGACUUGCAGACACAAGUUCACAACCUGUUGGCGCGGCUGGACCAGGCUCACAGCAACAGCAAUUGCUCACUCCAACACCACCUUCUGUCUGAACAACACAAACUGUCAGAUCUCCAGUACAUUCGGAACUGUCCCCUUGACUGUGCAAGCAUCUAUUACAACGGGGUGAGUCAGUCUGGAGUCUACACCAUCAUUCCCUCCAUUGGUGGACUGCCCAUCAGAGUCUACUGUGACAUGGAUACUGCAGCAGGAGGAUGGACCAUUAUCCAACGCAGGGUUGAUGGCACCAUUGACUUCAACAGAGGCUGGACUGAGUAUAAGGAGGGUUUUGGAGAACUGACAGCAGAGUUCUGGUUGGGUAACAAUAAUAUUCACGACAUUACAAGCCAGGGGGAAUAUUCACUUCGAAUUGAUUUGGAGGAUUGGAAAUACCGACAGAAGUUUGCGCUGUACGAAACUUUCAGGAUUGAGGAUGAGUCCAAUCAUUUCCGCCUGCAUGUUGCAGGUUUCAGUGGAACUGUGGAAGAUUCCUUUGCCUGGUAUCACAACAAGAGGAGCUUCAGCACACCAGACACUGGCAACAUCUGUGCCAAGAUCUCACAUGGAGGCUGGUGGUACCAUCAAUGCUUCUUCUCAAAUCUCAAUGGGGUUUACUACAAGGGUGGAAAGUACUCAGCGGAGGACAAGGUGCUACUGGGACCGGAUGGGAUUGUGUGGUACAGCUGGAGGAACUCUGAUUACUACUCCCUGAAAACGGUGUCAAUGAAGAUACGUCCACGAAACUUUCGUCCCCGCCAGACACCCUGA